AUGUACGACCAUCUGAACGACGCGUCGCAGGCCUCUACACGGCAGCUGGGCGGUUAUAUUACACUUCUCCAGUGUUGGAUAUACGAGCACUUUCCUACAGUGCAUACAUCCGUCGUUCAUGAUGCUUAUGAUGAGGGGAGCCCACGGGCCUGCAGGUGGCUUAUGGGUAAGGCUCAUAUGACGGGGAUCAAGGGAGCCCCGUAUCGAAGACGUUUGGAUGCCCUGACUGUGAUUGACGUGUGUUGGAUGCCCUAUGGUGAGCACCGGGGAGUCAGGGCCUUUGACUUGAUAUCAUCGUUCACCCGCCAGCUCAGAUGGGGUCAGAUUGUGGUGUACGUUCGACUUGAGCGGGUUCUUCGACAGUUUGGCUACCUUCAGACGGUCCCUCCGCCGCCGGUUUGUGAUUCUUUGAUGGGUGAUGAUAUAGAUGACCGAUGGCUGCAUUUUUCAGACCAUUUGGUGCCUUCAGGGGAGCUUUGUGUAGUUCCUGGACACUACAUGGAGUGGUUUUUUCAGAUAUCGCACCCAUUUGUCACGUGGAUCGAGGAGACUAUUGCACCGAGACACCCAUUUGUUUCAGUCGCGACCGAUCUCCCUACGCAUUCAGUGGUUCACUGCGAAGGAUGUCAGGGGAUGGCUCAGGAUUUAGGAGCGAUUGCUGAGGAUUUGGAGCGGGUCAUCAACCUCAGGAUGGUCACUGAGGGCACUGACUUACAUGACAUCAUGACUCGUUGUCUGAGGAGAGCUAGAGGUGACGCCGCAGAUGGAAGUCUUAGGCCGCGCCAGAGACGCCGCAUAGAUUAUGACUUAUAUUUUUAUUGUACUUAA
Glycine soja is the source of this 828-nucleotide messenger RNA. Its product is annotated as protein MAIN-LIKE 1-like. The coding region runs from base 1 to 828 and encodes 275 amino acids. The record is from RefSeq and is a predicted model, not a curated record. Lineage: Eukaryota; Viridiplantae; Streptophyta; Magnoliopsida; Fabales; Fabaceae. The transcript has 3 exons.